UUUGCCAUCUCCAAUGCUCUUGACUUCUUUUGAAGAUGUUUCUAAACAGUAUCACUCCUUUCCAGCCUGCAGAACUUCUCUUAGCAUUUCUGUACUCCACAUUGGCUGGCUGUGUUUAGAGGAUGGCUUUGAAGACUACGGUCCGGAUUGUGACAGCAUGCGGGUGACAGCCUUCUUGGACAUUCCAGGCCAGGAUAACCUGCCUCCCCUCACUCGCCUGGAGAAGUACGCCUUCAGCGAUAACGUCUUCAACCGUCAGAUUAUCGCCAGAGGGCUACUCGAUAUCUUCCGAGACUUCAGUAACGAUGAAGAAGAUUUCUUAACGGUCAUGGCGAUCGUGGUCAGAUUGUCAGAAGAUGCAGAGCCCACAGUGCGGACUGAGCUGAUGGAACAGAUCCCUCCUGUUGCUGUUUUUUUGCAAGAAAACAGAUCGAAUUUUCCAAUGGUGUUCUCCGAAUAUCUUAUACCUAUUGUUGUGCGGUACCUCACCGACCCAAACAAUCAGGUUAGAAAGUCCAGUCAGGAAGUGCUCCUGAUUCUCCUGGAGCAAGAUCUAAUUUUCCAGCACGAUGUGGAAAACAAAGUGUGUCCGAUCCUGCUGGCACUCUCGGCCCCAGACAGUGACGACGAAUACAAAGCGGAAGCCGUGAACAUCAUCUGCAAACUGGCGUCGGUGCUGAGCCGGAGCACCGUGGAGCGCCUGCUGCUGCCCCGGUUCUGCGAGCUGUGUGGUGACGGGAAGCUCUUCCAGGUUCGGAAGGUAUGUGCUACACAUUUUGGUGAUAUUUGUCACGCCGUUGGACAAGAAGCCACUGAGAAAUUUUUGGUCCCCAAGUUUUUUGAGCUUUGCUCAGACAGCGUUUGGGGGAUGCGCAAGGCCUGUGCGGAGUGCUUCAUGGCAGUGUCCUACAACACGUCCCCCGAGGUCCGCAGAGCCCAGCUGUCCCCUCUCUUCAUCCAACUGGUCAGCGACCCCUGCCGAUGGGUGCGCCAGGCUGCCUUCCAGUCCCUGGGGCCCUUCAUUUCCACCUUUGCAAACCCCUCCAGGGCUGGCCUCUACAUUCGAGAGGACGGCACCCUGAGCAUCCGGCCGCCGGCCCAGGGUGCGGAGUCCAGUUUCAGCUGCGGGUCGGCCUGUGCCGGCAGCUGUGUUCUCGCCACCCCAGCCGGUUCAACACAGCCGGGACAGACAGAGCCACGCCCGCCCGCGGGAGGCCCGUCAAGGGACACCAGCAGCUCCCUGCACGGCAGGAACUCUGACGGCCAAAUGGAAAACCCGAUGGGAGACUCCGGGGUGACCAGGGUCUUCUCGAAGCUCCCUGAGAGUAACGACCUCCCCAUCAACGGCAGCCCUGGACCCGAUUCCCAGGCCUGCCCAGGGAGUCCUGAGGAUGUAUUUUGUGAUUUCCUUUAUUGGCGAACUCCUCUCCCUGACAUCAGCCAGGACUUGGAGCUGCUUCUGAGUGGGACUGGGCCGCAGGAAGCAGGCUGCUGCCUCCCCGAGACUGUGCGCAGCAGCUGUGUGGCCAGGAGUGAGAUUCAGAAAGUCCUCGACAGUUUGCAGGAGCACAUGAUGGACGACCCGGAUGUCCAAGCUCAAGUGCAGGUGCUGUCAGCUGCGCUGAGAGCGACACAGCUGGACUCUGCGAGUGAGCCCGCGCGCCCGCGGGCAGGCGGCCUGAGUGGAGCGUCCCCUCCAGACCCCAGCCCUGCCUCCGGCGGUCCGCCAGUGCCGGCGGCCUCGUCCCCGCAGAGGGAGCCCUCUGUGGCCAGGAUAAUGCAAACCACCAAUCCAGGCAGUGGUCCUUGCAGUGGAACCAGCGGCCCCCUGGGGAUGGAGCAGAGACCUGACCCCGCCCCACUCGAGGAGAGUAGAUCAAAAUUACAGGAUAUAAUACCGCAGCCCCUGCUGGAUGAAUAUGUGUCGAUGACCGACCCAGCUCGAGCCCAGACUGUGGACAACGACAUAGCCAAGCACUGUGCCUACAGCCUCCCGGGCGUGGCGCUCACGCUGGGCAGGCAGAACUGGCACUGCCUGAAGGAUACGUACGCCACGCUGGCUUCUGACGGGCAGUGGAAGGUCCGGCGGACCCUCGCCUUCUCCAUCCACGAGCUGGCUGUGAUUCUCGGGGACCAGCUAACGGCUGCUGACCUGGUUCCCAUCUUCAACGGAUUUUUAAAAGACCUGGAUGAAGUACGAAUAGGCAUUCUUAAGCACCUGUAUGAUUUCCUAAAGUUGCUUCAUGAAGACAAGAGGAGAGAAUAUCUUUAUCAGCUUCAAGAAUUUGUAGUGACCGAUAACAGCAGGAAUUGGAGGUUUCGAUAUGAACUAGCAGAGCAGCUGAUACUGAUCUUGGAACUCUAUAACCCCAGUGAUGUUCACGAUUAUUUAAUGCAUCUUGCCUUGAAGUUGUGCGCAGAUAAAGUUUCCGAAGUCCGGUGGAUCUCCUUCAAGCUAGUCGUGGCGAUUCUGCAGAAGUUCUAUUCAAGCAGUGAAAGUGCUUUGGGGCUGAACUUCAUCAAUGAGCUCAUCGUGAGGUUCCGGCACUGUUCUAAGUGGGUCGGGAGACAAGCUUUCGCUUUCAUUUGCCAGGCAGUGGUGCGUGAGGAGUGCAUCCCCGUGGACCAGUUCGUUGAACACUUGCUCCCCAGCCUUCUGAGCCUUGCCUCGGACCCUGUGCCCAACGUCAGGGUGUUGCUGGCCAAAGCUCUGAGGCAGACGCUGUUGGACCGGGCAUACUUUAGAAAUGUCGGUCACCCUCAUCUUGAAAUCGUUGAAGAAACCGUCUUAGCUUUGCAGUCAGAUCGGGACCAAGAUGUCUCCUUUUUUGCCACCCUGGAACCAAAGCGGCAGAAUCUUCUAGACACUGCCACGCUGGAGAAGCAGGAUUGAGUGCCCCAGUCGCUCAGUCUCCUUCUCCAUACUUGGCGCGCAUCUCUCACAUAACUGGACCUGCCGAGGGAGAAAAGGUUCUGAAACUGACACCAUGCAGUCCAAUGACCCCUUGCCCACCUGCAGUCCUGGGACUGCACCUGGGUGGGUGCCGGUUCCAGGUGGCCGGGCCCGUGUCGCACUUCUGCACCCCCCCCCCAUCCGGAGUCUGGAAGGCCACAGGACGGGCGGCUGGGCUAGCACGAGCAGUAGUUCUCUCUAUUUUAGACUAUUAUUUAAAGUGCCUCCCUUCCAAAUAAAGUAGUUUAUUAGGAGUUUUUCAGUCUUUAAUAGACUUGCACAUUUGACUCCCUUAUGCCUUCCUAUAAAAUAUAGUUUAUGGUAUUAUAUUUUAUUUUUAACUGAAAUGCUGUACAUAUGUAAAUAACUCUUGACAGGAAGAAAAGAUAUUAAUGUAAUAUUAGCCUCCUAUCAGUGAACAAAACAAAUACAUCAUUUAAAUUUAUGCUCCACUUUGAGUUGCUGCAAAUAUAGCCCAAUUUGUUUACUUUUGAAAAAUGUGAUAGUUAAAGAAACCUAGUAAAGAAUGAUUUAUGACAAGCUUUCUAACGUUGUACGUUUGUUAUAAACUGUUGGGAACUUUUCCGCAUCCCCUCCCCUUCCUGCCGGACUGUAGCCAUGAAGCUAGUAGUGGCUUUUGAGAGAGGCAGGAAGCAGAGACUUCAUGCUCAGUGGCUGUUUGGAGAACUUGGAGAGAACCGGUCACUGAGAUGCGUGGACUGGCCUUUCCGCCCCACUGCUGCAGAGUCAGUCGUGACAGAUGGAGCCGCAGCUCCAGGCAGCCCCUGGACGUGCCCACACACCGGUGGUUUGGGGAUUAAAUUAUGAUCCUCUUCAGAUUGGGCUAAGUGUACAGGACUUAGAUUUCGUGCUUUUACAGUUUGGACUAAGGAAGAUGCUCUAGGAUUUAAACAGGUUUUUUGUUAGUGAUUCGAGGUUCUGCAAACAUUUGAUUAAAGUCUGCAUACGUGUGUGCUCAUGUUCCUCGUCUCCGUGCGGAUAUUCUCAGAGAUGGUCGUAAAGAAGGGAGGGCUGCCCAGGGUGUCCGAGGGCACAGCAGCUGUGUCCAUUUUUCCCUUGGGGCUUUUUCUUGUCUGUCUUUUUUUUCUGUUUUAAAUAAGUUCUCUGGAGCCGUAUUUUGAAUUUCUGGGUGUCUGGGACGCUCUCUCCCCCGCCCCAGUUCUGUGGAGCUGUUUCUGAACCGGGGGAGGCCUCUCUAGCACACCGAAGAGAACAAGGCACGUGUUUGGGAAUCUCAAAGUGUGACCGGGGUCGCAUUUUGACAACUUCAGCAAAGAGUGGGCUAAGAAAUCAGAGGCUACAUAUUAAGGAAAAAAAAAACCUCAAUCCAUUUUGUGUUCAGUUCUUGCUACAACAAGUAGGUGGGAGGUAGUGUUUCGCUUCAGUAACGAGUGAUUUAAAAUUGUUUUUAUUGCCUAGAAAUUGAGAUCGUCAUGUUGUGAAAAUCUGUUGAUCUAGCAGCAGGUAGAAUUACUCAACUGGAAUCUUGUAUUCUGUGCAGAGUGUAAUUUUCCAUUGAGGAAAAGGAUUGGCUUGUGUUUGUGUGGCGACCUGUGGAAUUUGCUGCGUCAAAGGCUUGUCACCAUUCUAGAGACCCUUUCGAUAAUCCAGCCUUGACGACGUCAGUUGAUAUGUUCCAAGUUUUCUGAUAGGAAUGCCUUUCCCAUGCAAAGGUUUUGUUUAGGACUAAUUUCUCUGCAUAAAGUAUGUUUAAAGCUCACAUUUUAUUCUUUCUUUUUGUAACCACUGAACUGACACUGACGGUCCAGGCUCCCUGUGCGUGCUCUGCUGCUGUUCCUCCCUCACUUCAGCUCUUUGCUAUUAACUGUUCACGGGUCCAGGACUGGAGAGUUUGGGAUUCGACCUCACGGGGAGCCUCCUAUUUACUUGAACGCGGGGCGUCCUCCCUGGUGAACGAACAGAGAAGCACACAGUGGUUUCUGCAGACUGAGCCCCCGGAAAGCUGUCUGAGCGAGUGGACUUGGCCACGUGGCACCUCUCACCCCGAGAACCCCAGAGUGUUUUCAGAAUCGAUGGGUUUGGAUGCAGCUUUGCAAAUUUCCAUGAAGGUCUGCCUCCCACUUCCGAGUGGCCCGGUGUCGGGUUUAUUUUAUUUUUACCUUUUUCACGAAAUCGGCCCCAGACCUGCCGAAAAGAGCCGUUUCUGCCG
Messenger RNA from Molossus molossus (Pallas's mastiff bat), 5144 nucleotides. Its product is annotated as serine/threonine-protein phosphatase 4 regulatory subunit 1-like. Gene Ontology annotation, biological process: protein dephosphorylation. Gene Ontology annotation, molecular function: protein phosphatase regulator activity. Bases 14 to 2893 code for a protein of 959 amino acids. The transcript is spliced from 19 exons. NCBI's taxonomy places the organism in Eukaryota, Metazoa, Chordata, Mammalia, Chiroptera, Molossidae. The record is from RefSeq and is a predicted model, not a curated record.